UGUUGUCAAAAUGGCGUCCUUGGUAGCUGACUACUCGGAUAGUGAAAGUGAAGAGGACAAGACGCCAAUAGAGACAAGCGCUUUUAAUGAAACUGAGACAGGUGUUAUUAAUGAAUCAGAAGUAAAGUAUGUCUAAGUUAUUCCAUUGCUGAUUGCUCCAGCUCAUACUUAAAAACAAAUAUUUAUAUUAUUAUGAAGUUGUUUAAAUUGUUAUGAAGUUGUUGCACACGAUGACAAUGACUUGAUACCAUCUUAUCGUCCAAGCCAUAACAAGACCUUUUCUGUUAUUAAAAAUACUACAAACUACAGGUUGAUCUUCCAUUUCCAUUAAAAAGAACUUUUUUUUUUUUUUUUUUUAAAUAUAGGAAUAAGGCAAAUAGAUUUAGAUGAAAGACAGUCCAGAUAUUUCAGAUAGUAUAGAGUAUAGAUACUUUGGUCAAAAAUGUAAACAUUUUGUAAAAAUAAACCAAUGGCACAGUUGAAUAGAGCUAAUUUUUUACAGAAUUAUAACACCAAAAUCAUAUUUUUGGCUGUUGUAGUUUUAAAGUUAUGAAUUUUUAAAGUACGACUUGGUUUGUCCUUUUUUAACAUGGACUGCAUCUCCACAUUCUGUGACCUCAUUCCGCUGAUCGCGUCAUGCGCAAUGACUAUAUAGUUUAUAUAAGGCAACGCAUUCCCUUAUCACUAAAAUACUGUUUAGGGUCGACUUAUUUUAAACUUUCAACUUUGGCACAUGAAUAAUUAAUAAAAGCUUUCCCUGACCAAUGGUUAAUAGCUUUUGCACACGGCAAACUCUUAUGAAUGAAACUCUGAGAUAGUACUACGAUAUAGCCGUUAUGCAAGUGGCUGUGAAUGGUUGCCAAUGUGCAACGUGUUGUACAGGGAAAAUUCUGAUCAUUUAUAAUAUGGACUAUGCAGGGUUUUUAAAGCUCAAAUUAAAACUUUCCAGUUUAAAUGUCUUCAAAAUGCAUUCUGAAACACAAAAUAUAAAAUAUUUUGAUGUAUAUAGUGGUAAUAAUUAAAUAUUUAAGUAUCAGCAACUUCCGCCAUUAAAAAGGGGGCGUGGCCCACGCCAUGUCGAAAUUAGGCUGAGCCACCUUAUGGUGAUAAUGGGUCACUGUGACAAGCGUAACAAACGUGAGACACGACCUACAUCAAUGAAACUUGGCACAGAUAUAUAUCAAUAUCUAAUGCUCAUACAGAUUUAAUCAAAAAGGACCUUAUCUUAUUUUUUCACAAAAAAUUUGGAUACGAAGAUGCCUUAUAUAUACCAAAGAUUUUCAAAAUAAAGGUCGAUUGAAAAAAGCAAAAUAGCUGGCUAGAAAUGUAGGCCAAGGUGUCUUCCAAAUUAUAAGGCCGGAAACGGAACUCAAAUAUAUGUGGAAAGAACUAAUUUAAUAAUAAAUAGACACACACAUCGGAAAAUUAAAAACUCGGAUUUUUCGGCGCCGACACCCAUUUCCGACACAAAAAGAAAUAGUAGUCUCCCUUGUUUCAUCGAAGUAUCUACAGAUAGGCCUAAAUUAUUGUUUAUAACAAUUAAAAUUAAUGAUUGGUUUAACUGGAAUAAAUUUUGAAGCAAUAUUUCAAAUCACUGGUGUGAUAACUUCCUCUUAGGCCUAGGCCUAGGUUCACUUUGGACUCUAUAAAUUAGUGAUUGAAUCAGAAAAUCAGAUCUAACACAACAAUUGAAUGACAAUCUUAAAGGUAAGUUAAGGUCUUGAAACUACUCGGUGCAAAAAACUUGUUCUACAACUUGGCGUAUGGCUGCAUGAUAUCUUUGAAAAAUUGUAUACUACGUCACAUUUGUCUUAAGUAAUUGCUUUUCUCAUUAGUCAUCAGUGACUUAUCAGUUUUUGUGUUUGUGAUUCUAUGAAAUUUAUCCUCCAAGAUUUUUUGUGUGUCAUGGACUUGGGUCUUCGAAAGUCUCACACGCACACUGUCUGCGCAUACCGAAAAACGACGCAAAAACUGUUGUGGCCAUUUUACAUUCAGCUCAGGGAGGACUUCGUUGUUUUACGUCACAGUUUUCUAAUAAUAAAUUGUUUUGUCAUCAGUGACGUAGAGCGCAUAUUUUUCCAAACACGGUGAUAUUAUUUUUACAGCACAGACUUUUAGUCUUAAACUUUGUCUAGUGCUAUAACAUAGGCUAAAUUAUAUAAUUAGAAUCAGAUAAUUGUAAAAUUAUUUACAUAACAGUCUUGUUUAAAAUUAGGUUAUAUAUAUUUUAGCCUAUAUAUAAAAGUUUUAUUAAAAGAAAUCAAAUAAAUAAAAACAAGACUCAAACAACAUCAUCACAGUAAUUAUAUUUUCAUUAAGGCAUAGAAAAGCAGUUUACAUAGACAAUUAUUUAAUAUAUCAAAUAACAUUAAAAAUUUAAAAAUAUUUAAACCACACCAAAGUUGAAAAAGAAAGAAGAAAUUGUGUAGAUUUAGGAUUAUGAUUAGAUCUAGAUGUUAUUUCUAAGCUUCUUUCAGGUACAAGUACAAGAGAAAAUUUUAAUUUUCUAUGGAAGAUCUUUGUGGAAUUCCUUCCACUUCCAUCAACCGUAAGGGAUUCAUCAACAAGACCAAGUAACCUGAAGAGCAGUCUUAGUAGAAAAUGACAUGCAGAACAUCCCCAUUACUUUUUAAAAUUUAAUCAUGUGGUACUUUGCUGGUAUUAAUCUUAUGGGUGAUUUUAGUAGUUUUUAUUUAAAAUCUCAUACAUAAUUUUAAAAAAAAUUUUUUAGAAAGAAUUUUACUUAUCUUUUAUAAAUCUAAGAAUUGAUUUGAAAUUGAUCUGAAGCGUAUAAUAUGAAUUAAAAAACAAUAAGCAUGUUGUUUUUUUGUAUUUACCUUUACAAAAAAAUAAUUUUUUUCCAAUUUUUCUGUUCAUGUUUUUCUUAAAAUACCCUCAAAUAAAAUUAUUCAAAAUACAAAGUCUUGAUGUUAUGUAAUAGUUUUAUUGUUCAUUGUGUUGUAUAUUGCAUUGAGAAUUUAUUCUGAACAUUUGGUAGCAAUUAUCUUUUAAAAUAAAAAAAAGAUGUGGGCAAAAUAAGGCAGAAAUUUGGAAAGUCAAUCACAAGUUUUCAAUGUUAAAUCUAAAGAUAAAAAGGGGGUUUAAAACAUUCACCGAAAAAAAUCAUGACUUCAUUUCUAUUAAAAGAUAUAAAGAUGAAAUUUGCGUUUUUGCAAAGCUUAUAGCCAGCCCUUUAAAAUGAUUAUCAUUUAUUGCAAUAGGACAUUAUUUAAAAUUUCUGUCACAGUACCUACUUAUUAAGGUCUUAAAUUUAAAUCAAUCAAACACUACUGACUGCCAUACUUCUACUACACUGCCACUGCUGACCAAAUGCAGAGCUGUCACUGGCCCUGAUAGGCCUGUGGGUGCAGAGGCAUCAGAGAUUUAAGGUGCCAAAAAGAAAAAAAAUUUAACCUCUUAAUAAUUAACUUUGAAUACUAGGGGAACAAAACCAAAUAUUGUCAAGGGCUCUUUUUCAAACGUCAUGUGACAGCUGACUAAAUGUGUUUAUAAAUUAAAUAGCCUACUAACAGUAUUUAAGUAAUAGAUAGGCCUAGACAAUUAAUCAAUUAGGGUUUCAUCAACAUAUCUGUGCAAAUGAAUAAUUUUUUUUAGUGGCUUCCACAACAGGUUGCAAGUGCACACACACACACGUGGGUGAAGGUGUAUUUAGCAGCAUGGGUUUGAAAAGAGUUGUCUUAUCCUAAGCAUAGUGAAUCCCAAAACUCAACUUAGAAGUGAAUAGACCAAUAGUUGGACCUGAACGCUAUUCGUUUCACAAACCUAAAUCUGAUGAUCAAUAAAGUCUACAUGAAAUAUAAUAGAAUGAAAUAGUCCAUCCUUUGCUAUAAAAUUCAAAUUACUAGGUUCAAAAGCAACUGAUCCUUGCUGAUACGCCAAAAUGACCAUAAGCAAAAAAGAUGUGCAUGGUUAAAAUGCUGUCUUUUGUUUAGUUAAGAAUUAAAUCGUUUGUGAUUCCUUACCACUUGUAGUCCCAGUAUGCCAUUCAUUAGAAUCCUAUGGCCAUUUCCACAUAAGACCCCCCCUUCCCCCUCCUUCAAUACACAAAUAAAAGAUGAAAGAAAACAAGUGUUGUUGGGCAAAAGAAACUUGCUUUGGUAUCAAAUAAGUAAAGGGCUCAAAAUUCAAAUCUUUUGAAUAGGAAGUGAACAUGUGAAACACCAUGACAUACAUACAAUAGAAGACAUCGACAGCCAUACUGUUAAAUAUAACAUAACCCACUCAUGCAAAGCAUGGACUUGUUGGGAACAUUGCUUAUUGCAUAAACUAAGAAUAAAGUCACUUCUUAAUAAUGCCACUGACCAUCAAUCUUGUUUCAGAAUUAAAGAAGAACCCCAGGAGGUUGACCAGAAGAAGGCAACAAAUUUUUUUGAAACCACUGAAGAUGACAGUGAUGAAGACAUUAAUGAUAAGAAACCUUUAACCACUGUCAAGUCAGAGGCAACAGAGAAAUUACCUAACCCACUGCUAUCUCAAAAGCUUCCAAGUAUUAUUGAAGCAACCACUUCAAGAAUAGGAACUUCUGUGUUUGUCAAUCCUUUUGAAGAAGCAGAGCAGGCUAAGAAUCUGAUUCUUGAGAAGCAUGUUAAACUGACCCAAGCAGCACCCAAAAAACCAGCUCAUCAACCAGUUUGCUGGAAAUUCAAGAAGGGAAAAUGUCAUAUGGGGAAAAACUGCAGAUUCUUCCAUGACUUAGAAAACAGAACUCUGGAGGAAAACAAUGACUCCAAUCAAGAAAUAAAUGCAAAUGAUCAUGGUCAACAAAGGCAAAUGUAUCAUCCGGCAGCUUACACUGAUGCUCGCCGCAGGCCAAUGGAGCAGGAGCCAGAGGAUGAUGAUAAUUAUAUGGCGAGUAUGAAAAAGAAGAAACGAUACGGAGUUUCAGAUAAUCUCAUGCCACCGAAAAAAGCAUUUGAGUCUUUGCAGCGGCAACGUGAAAAAGAACGACCUUGGACCCUGGGAGAUUCCCAUUUGCAUUAGGGCCUAGCAAUAAUAAGGCCUGGUUUAAAAUAGAAAUGUAUAUUUUAUUGACCUUUCUUUAUCACCUUGGUGUUCAUCGGUGAGCUAAGGAGGAGAAAAGCUGGAUUAUAUUCCAUAAUUUUUAAUCAAGCUUCAUAUAACAGAUUCUUAACAUUUGCAAUAUUAGCAUAGCAAAAGAUUUUUUAUUUUUUUGUUUGUUUCAAGAAUGUCCCACAAAAGAUUUAUUUACUCUGUAAUACAUUUAUAGCGGUGUAUAUUUUAAAGUUUUGAAAUAUGUUUGGGUUGAUUGUUAUGACAAGGUAUGCAAUUUUCUAUGACAGAUAUAGAAAUAAUUUUAAAAUCUUAAAUUUUUAAAUAGUAUCUAUGCACAACAUCAUAACAUUAUGUUGCAAUUAUUCCAAAUGAAAGUCUAUUCUGUUUCAAAUUUAGUAAAAUUUUUAUAUUUGUGCAGAAGUUAAAACCAUUUUUUUUUUUUUAAAUGAAAAGCAAUUAUAAUGCAUUUUUGUUUUAAAUCAUAAUUCAUGUUAACAAUUUGUAUGAUAAAUGUAUUAAAAGCUAUGUGUUUGUUUACGGGACAACAUUAAACUUUAAUAAUUUUUAAAUGAUAUUGUUUUAAAUUUUAAAUAGUUUAUUAUGGCAAUACGGAUCAGGUAAAAUGUUUAAAAUUUAUUAUGAAAGACCCUUUUAUAUAAAGUAAAUUCCACUUGUUUCAUCAAUUUUAUUUUAAAAAAAGAAUUGAGUGUUUGACACUGAUAAAAAUCCAGAAAUGAAUUUAAGAGAUACUUUUUUAUUCAUACAUUUAAAAAAAAGUUAUUUACUGAAUGUCAAGUUUGUUGAUAGAAUUUAUUUCUAUUGGGCUAGUUGAAAAGUAAACUAUAAUUUGAGCGAGCUCUUUUUUCGAAGUAUUGUUAUUUUAAUUCAUAUUGUUAAAUUAUAUAAGUACAUAAAAACAAUUAAUUUCAAUUUUUCAAUCAGUGGUUCAAAAUAAUGUGUCAAACAUUAACCUUUUUUUUAUGCUGGUGAGCAUAAUUAACCCAGUGAAGGUUAACCUUAAUAUAAUUUUUAACUCAAAAUGAUUUAAAAUUGUUGUUGUUUUUUUUGUAGAACUUAGAAAAUUAUCUGCCAUUUGAAUUGAAAUCAUUCUCAAGCUUGCUUUUUUUUCUAUCUUUAAAAAAAAGUUUACACAGACUCUAAGGGUUUUGUACAUAAUCUCUGACCACCAGCUCCAAGUGUUGAUGUUUAGCCAACCUGUGUAUUUAUUAUAUACCUGUAUCUAAUGAGAUAACGUUAUGGAGAACCCCCCCCCCCCCCCGGUCACUUUUUUAAACCAAUUACUCGCCCUCUUAGAGAUACCUUGGCCUUUUAAACAGUUUAACGAGUGCAGAGUAGACAUAUGGGAAAAGUUAACUCUUUUGAUCCUACAAUUACCCUGCUAGAGGGAACUUUAUUACCUUCUGUGCCACACCACAAGUAGCAGACACGCAACUGUUCAGAAUUUACUUUGUAAUGAUGAUGCAUCAUUUGAUUGUGGAAAUUCCUAAUAAUUCAAUAAGUUUUACAUAGUGCAGAACAAAUUAUAUUUGUCUCAGACUUAAAAGUGCCUAGUAGAGCUUGCUUAAAAUUAAGACCUUCUGUGUACACUUGUUUUGUUAUUCCAAAGAUGGAGAUUGUAAUUAAAACCUUUCUUCAUCAUAAAAAAUUAGUACAACAUUUGUAUUUUUUCAGCUAAUUUUUAAAUUCCAUUAAAAAAAAAAAAGAAAAUCAAAAUGAAAGAAAGCAACCUCUUAUUCUGGCCCUUGGAAUU
Molecule: messenger RNA, 6805 nt
Organism: Lymnaea stagnalis (great pond snail)
Lineage: Eukaryota; Metazoa; Mollusca; Gastropoda; Lymnaeidae
Source: the annotation of a GenBank genome assembly